AGCUCUGUCUCUUGUGCCGCCUUGCAGAUGCCAUUCGGGAGAUCCGGAAAUACGACGAUGUGACCGAGAAAGUGAAUCUGCAGAACAACCCUGGGGCCGUGGAGCACUUCCACAUGAAACUCUUCCGAGCCCAGCGCAACCUGUACAUUGCCGGCUUCUCGCUGUUGAUGUCCUUCCUGCUGAGACGCCUGAUCACCCUGAUCUCCCAGCACGCCACCACCCUGGCCUCCAACGAGGCCUUCAAGAAGCAGGCGGAAGGAGCCAGCGAUGCUGCCAAGAAGUACAUGGAGGAGAAUGACAAGCUGAAGAAG
Messenger RNA from Gekko japonicus, 311 nucleotides. RefSeq names its product B-cell receptor-associated protein 31-like. The record is from RefSeq and is a predicted model, not a curated record. NCBI's taxonomy places the organism in Eukaryota, Metazoa, Chordata, Lepidosauria, Squamata, Gekkonidae. Gene Ontology annotation, cellular component: endoplasmic reticulum membrane; endoplasmic reticulum. The transcript is spliced from 2 exons. Gene Ontology annotation, biological process: endoplasmic reticulum to Golgi vesicle-mediated transport; intracellular protein transport. The annotation marks the transcript as partial.